AUGGCCGGCCAAAUUGCAUGCAUUGUUCCCAAGAUUGUGUCCAAAAUCCAGGGAUUAAACACUCCUCCCUCCUCUGUUGACUCUAAAGCAGACAAACCUAAGCCUGUGAGCUUCAACUACAAACACUUCGUCACCUGCAAUCCUAAGCCUUUCACGGGCAGCGAUGGAGUGACUGCAAUGCUGGAGUGGUUCGACAGCAUCAAAGUUACCUUCAUCAACAGUGACUGCCCUGAGCAUCUAAAGACUAGGAGUGUAACUGGUGUAUUUCAAGGAAGAGCUCUAGAAUGGUGGACAAACGAGAGGAACAUCCGCUCCAAUGAUGAAGCUUAUGCUUUAUCUUGGGCUGAAGUUAGGGAGAUGAUGAUGCUUGAAUUCUGCCCUCCGCAUGAGCAGCAGAAACUUGAGGAUGAGUUCCGGCAUCUGAAACAAGUGGGUGACGACAAUCUGGCUUAUACUACCCGUUUUAAGCAACUCAGCAUCAUUGUACUGCACUUGGUGUCCACUCCUAAGCGCAUGAUCACCAAGUACAUCCAUGGGUUACCUCCAGCUAUGCGUGACGCCAUUGAAGCAGCUAAACUCACCUCCAUUGAAGAAGUUUACCGUCUUGCGGCGAGUUUGAACAACAACUGUGUUCGUGAUAAACAGUCUGGAAACUCUGCUCCAUCGAAACCUGCUAAUCAGAUCACCGAGCAGCCAAGCGGCAGCAAGAACAAGAAAUGA
Messenger RNA from Helianthus annuus (common sunflower), 720 nucleotides. RefSeq lists its product as uncharacterized. Bases 1 to 720 code for a protein of 239 amino acids. The transcript has a single exon. NCBI's taxonomy places the organism in Eukaryota, Viridiplantae, Streptophyta, Magnoliopsida, Asterales, Asteraceae. The record is from RefSeq and is a predicted model, not a curated record.